This is a messenger RNA of Oncorhynchus keta (chum salmon), 517 nucleotides long. Its product is annotated as hemoglobin subunit alpha-2-like. The record is from RefSeq and is a predicted model, not a curated record. Bases 1 to 432 code for a protein of 143 amino acids. The transcript is spliced from 3 exons. Gene Ontology annotation, biological process: oxygen transport; hydrogen peroxide catabolic process. Gene Ontology annotation, molecular function: oxygen carrier activity; heme binding; oxygen binding. Gene Ontology annotation, cellular component: hemoglobin complex; haptoglobin-hemoglobin complex; blood microparticle. NCBI's taxonomy places the organism in Eukaryota, Metazoa, Chordata, Actinopteri, Salmoniformes, Salmonidae.
AUGAGUCUCACAGCCAAGGACAAACAGAUCGUGACAGCCUUUUUUGGAAAGGUGUCUUGCAAAGCAGAGGACAUCGGAAAUGAGGCUCUCUCUAGGACCCUGGUGGUGUACCCCCAGACCAAGACCUACUUCUCCCACUGGACGGACCUGAGCCCCGGCUCUGCUCCCGUCAAGAAGCACGGUCUGACCGUCAUGGGAGGCGUCCUGGAAGCGGUGACCAAGAUCGACGACCUGGCCGGUGGUCUUCUGACCCUCAGCGAGCUUCACGCCUUCACGCUGCGUGUGGAUCCCGCCAACUUCAAGAUCAUCAACCACAACAUCCUGGUGGUGCUGGCCAUGCUGUUCCCUGACGACUUUACCCCUGAGGUGCACGUGUCUGUGGACAAGUUCCUCGCCAAGUUGGCCCUGGCGCUUUCCGAGAAGUAUCGUUAAAAGGCGAGAAGAUAAAUCCUCUCGGUUUUCUGUGUUGAUCAUAAAUUUGCACAUGUUGUAUGAUAUGAAUCAUGGAAUAAAAAUA